AUGUGGGAUUUGGAUAUUAACAAUACUGCGUACCAAGAGUUCCCUGAGAGAUUCAUCGCUCAUUACACAUCUUUAGCAGAAACAACAGAUAAGUUUCUCUCUGAAAGAGUAUCGAAGCUAACUUUGAUACUGAUUCCAGUGUUUUUAUUUUUAGUCUUUAAAUACGUCAUUCCUAAAAUAAAGGAGAUAGUAGUGGGAAACAGCAUCAUUACUAUAGUCCUGAAUAUUCUAAAGAUGAUCCCUGGGUUACAUAUUCUAGUUAGAAUACUCCUGAAGUCGAAGUACAAAGAACUUUAUGAAGCUAUGGCUGGAUUCUUGCUUGAGAAGAGAGAAAAUGUCUUUGAAGUUCUCCCUGACAGACCAAUCGCUAUUGAAAAACUUAAGAAAAGGAUUGAUGAAAUUCAAGAGAGCCAAUAUGAGAAAUACGCUAAUGGACUUCACUCAGGAAGUAUCUAUGGCUCUGAAGACAAGAAGUUCAAUCAAAGAAUUGAACACGCCAUGGAAAAAUUCUCCAACGCUAAUACAUUUGACUUAGAUAUCCAUAAAGGAGUUGCUCAUAUGAAUGCUGACGUGGCUAACAGUGCUAAGAAGUUAUUUAACGGAGACGACGAUACUCAUUGCAUCAUAACAACAGGAGGUACAGAAAGUAUAUUGUGCUCUUUAGCUGCAUACAAGCUUAUGGGAAAGAAGGAAAGAGGAAUCAACAAGCCAAAUAUUGUGUUCUACGACACUGCUCAUGCUGCUUUCCCUAAAGGCUGCUUUUUCUUUGGAAUUGAACCAAGAAUGGUAAAGACCAAGGAUAAAAGUUAUACUUCUCCUGAGCCUUUCAGACCCUACAUUGACUCAAACACUGUUGCUAUCAUUGCUAGUGGCUGCAACUAUGCACAUGGAGGAAUCGAUGACGUCACUGCUUUUGGCAAGAUGGCCCUUGAAUAUGGUAUUGGACUCCAUGUCGAUAACUGUCUUGGAGGAUUCUGUAAUUGCUUCGGAGACGAAAUUGUUGAUGAUAUGUUCCCCUUUGACUUCAGAACACCUGGAGUUACUACAAUCUCUGCGGAUACUCACAAAUAUGGAUAUGGACCCAAAGGAAAUUCAUGCUGUCUCAUUAGACCAAAGAAAUUAUUUGAUGCACUGAAAUAUACAUCCAUUGAUCACUCCGGAGUUCCAUUCACAAUGGAUCAUUUUGGAGACUUUAGAUCGGGAGCGAUCUUAGCUGGAACUUGGGCAGCAAUGUUCUCUCUUGGCUACUCUGGAUAUGUGGAAAAAGUCAGAAAAAUCCAUGAAGAAACUCUUAAAGUCAGAAAGUUUGUUGAUCAGCAUCCUGAUCUUAAACUUUAUGGACCAAACAACUCAUUAAACAUGGUCUGUUUCGAUGGAAUCAAUGUUAAUCCAAUCAAAGUAUCUCUCAAACUUAAGGAGCUUUAUGACUGGAAGCUUUCUGAAUGCCAAUAUCCAUGUGUUGUUCACUUACUUGUGAGUGAUUCAAACGUAGAGAAGAUGGACAAAUUCAUUAAAGAUCUUUCAGAAGUAACUGACCUGAUAAGACAAGAACCAGAUGGGUAUAAAGCUUCUGACUACCAAAAACUUUAUGGAGCUUCUCAACAAAUUACAGAUGCCUCCAUAAUGGGAGACCUCCUUUAUGUGGUCUUAGACUCAUGUUACUCAACUACAAAGGAUGACCUUAUGGUGAGCUUCAAUACUCUCCAUUAAUCCUUACUUGGAUCUUUCAAUAUCCGUA
This is a messenger RNA of Moneuplotes crassus, 1738 nucleotides long. The record is from the annotation of a GenBank genome assembly. Lineage: Eukaryota; Ciliophora; Spirotrichea; Euplotida; Euplotidae.